This is a messenger RNA of Manis javanica (Malayan pangolin), 2503 nucleotides long. RefSeq names its product ring finger protein 114 (gene RNF114). Gene Ontology annotation, biological process: ubiquitin-dependent protein catabolic process; protein polyubiquitination. Gene Ontology annotation, molecular function: ubiquitin protein ligase activity. NCBI's taxonomy places the organism in Eukaryota, Metazoa, Chordata, Mammalia, Pholidota, Manidae. The record is from RefSeq and is a predicted model, not a curated record.
UCCUUGGCCGCCUUUGCGCUGCGCUCAACGGCAGCAAGAUGGCGGCGCAGCAGCCGGUCCGUGAGGGUGGUGCGCAGCUGCCGGGGCCAGCGGCUGCAGAGGCCGACCCGCUGGGCCGCUUCACGUGUCCUGUGUGCUUAGAGGUGUACGAGAAGCCGGUGCAGGUGCCCUGCGGACACGUCUUUUGCUCUGCAUGCCUGCAGGAAUGUCUGAAGCCGAAGAAGCCUGUCUGUGGGGUGUGUCGCAGCACUCUGGCCCCUGGCGUCCGAGCCGCGGAGCUCGAGCGGCAGAUUGAGAGCACAGAGACCUCUUGCCAUGGCUGCCGUAAAAAUUUCUUCCUAUCCAAGAUCCGAGCCCAUGUGGCUACCUGUUCCAAAUACCAGAAUUACAUCAUGGAGGGUGUGAAGGCCACCACCAAGGAUGCAUCCCUUCAACCAAGGAGUGUUCCAAACCGUUACACCUUCCCUUGCCCUUACUGUCCUGAGAAGAACUUCGAUCAAGAAGGACUUGUGGAACACUGCAAGUUAACCCAUAGCACGGAUACCAAAUCUGUGGUUUGUCCGAUAUGUGCCUCGAUGCCGUGGGGAGACCCCAACUACCGCAGCGCCAACUUCAUAGAGCAUAUCCAGCGCCGGCACCAGUUCUCUUACGACACUUUUGUGGAUUACGAUGUUGAUGAAGAGGACGUGAUGAAUCAGGUGUUGCAGCGCUCCAUCAUCGAUCAGUGAGCAGAGUCUCUGCUGUCUGUCUCACGUUCCAGAGCUUCCAUUACAUGUUAACCGUGAAACAUGAGACUCACAUACCUUUAAUGUACAACAGACCUGGAAGUGAGCUGUGGUAUUAGUACAGGGUCCCUUCUGACAGGGAAGCCAGGCCCCAGGUCAGAGCCCCCCUUUCCUUUGGGCUCUUCCCCUACUGUUACCUGUUUGUUACAUGUCUGCUCUUUUACUGCUCCUCAGUUACUUCCUGGAGCUUCUGCUUCCACUUCUGGAAGAGAACGCAGCUUCUCCACCUGUCCUUGUUUCACACUUGUUCCUCCAGUGUUCAUCUCUCAGGUCCUCUGAGCCAGCCAGGACCUUUUCUGGGUCAUGAAUAGCACAAGUGAGACAAGUGUCUCCUCUCCUGGGCCCUGAGGGGUGUGAGCUCUGGCAGCAGUACAUCUGAUCAGUGACGGAGCUGCUCCUGUGCUUGGAAGUUACGUUAGUCAGGCCCUGGCAGCAGCUGCCAGGAGCUGGAGUGACCUCCUAGGAACAUUUCAAAAGUCCUGUUGGGGUGAGUGUUCUGGGUUUAGCAUGGUCUGAUGCGGGAAGUUUUGAUUAGUGAUACUUUCCUACACUCCUGCACACCCUUAGAAUUAACUGGUUCAGUCUUAAAUGCCUGCAUGGUGCCUUUUAGGAUAAGGUGUAACCAUAUAUUUUUAGUGAAAAUAAGUGUUUCUAGGUUAGGAAAGUUAAACCCCAUUUAUCCGUAAGUGGGCAGGAGGGUCAGCUAAGAGAGGUGGGAGGGCCAUAGCUUUUGGUUCAGUUUUCAGACUAAUGAGGUAUUUCAAAUGACUGGGUCAUGUUUCUCUCUAGGAGCUUGCUUACUUUACUCUUGUCUUUGAAGCAUGAAAAGGAGCACUCAGAUGAAUGAGAGGGAAGAGAUUUGGGGUCCCAGUAGAUACUAGUUCUUUCAUCUUUUAUUUGGUAACUUAAACUGAGCAUUGCUUUGUUAUCACAGAUGAUUUCUUAUGAAACUGGUUUCAACAAGUACAUCAGGGUGUGAAAACCUGCCUUCUAAAAGCAGAGAGAGUUUAUAGGAAAUCUUGUAUCACAGCUUCCUGUCUCCUGACAACGUGCAAUUCAAAAAGUUACCACACAUCCUCUGAGCCGUCAUUAAUAGAAACUGCUGGAAACUUGCUUUGGUAGUAGCUCAAGAAGCUUGACAUGCAGCAUGUUUCAUGAAUAUUAGUAAAUUUCAAGGCUAAGAGCCGUCAGUCUAAUCUGUAGGAACAACUUCUGAUUGACCAAAAGACAUCUGGCUUUAGGUUCAUUUUUUCAUGUCAGACAUCUGGACUGAAUACGGGAAUUUCUUCCGGUCGGUGGCUGAGGUUGCAAGUAACAGGGCUGUGGGUCUCUUCCUACCUUCCGGUAAGAGCUGCAGACACCUGGUAACCAACAAAGGUGGGGACCUUUUGGGACAAAAUAAUUUUUUCUGGUGUGCUGCUGCUUGGGAGAGCCCAAAUGUUAAGGUCUGCUGCUUCACUGUAAAUCCUGGGAAAAGUUCACUCAGACCUCCCGAGGUUGAGGUCAUCUUGGUGUAAGUUGGGAGGGAAAUUCAACAAAACCUUCAUUUGAGGGAACUAAUGAGAGCAAGUCCAUCUCAUUGGUGGUACCAAGAAACUGAUUUCUUUGUAUUAAGUGCACUUCAUGUAUUUCUAAUAAGAUGACUUUCCAGAAAGUGAAAUUUGUUAUGUUCUGGCUUUUAAAAGGUGAAAUAUUAAUAAAUUUCAUAAUUUAUCCAA